CGCUCUUCUUUCUAUUUUUCGCCUUACCAAUAAGUACUAUGGAAACCGCGGCACUUCUAACCGAUAUCUAACCCCACUCUGAGGCUGCCUUCUGUGGGCCAAAAAUUAGUUCUAGUUUGUAUCCAUUAGGUCCCUCGUUUUACGCACUAGCAGAGGGAGCGGGCUGAGGAGUCCAUAUUCGCUAUCCCGCUCUUAAGUAGUUUCACCCACUACUACACCGAAAUAACGGCAUUCAGCCGUCCCUUUCCAGUGCCCACAAUGAAUUCUGACCAUCCUUUGAACCCGUCGCUCUACGCACCAGCCGAGGAUGAGGUUGCAUUUUUCAAAUCUCAGACUGGAAUAGACAACGAUGAAGAGCUAAGAAGUCAUAUAUUCGCUAUCCAGGAAGAGGCAUACAAGAUUUACCCUUAUCCGUGCAUUCAUCGUUUCGGAUUUGCUCAAUUCAACAUUUCCAGGCAACCAUACUAUCAACAGCUCUUGAACCUCGGAAAAGACUGUAAAGGGAUCUAUGUUGAUCUUGGAUGCUGUGUUGGCACUGGCGCUAGAAAGGCAGUCAUGGAUGGCUAUCCCAUAAAGCAAAUUAUCGCCUCUGAUUUGCGCCCCGAAUUUUGGGAAAUCGGUCAUAAGCUCUUCAAGAGUACUCCUGAAACCUUCCCAGCACGUUUCAUCCCUGCAGACAUCUUCGACUUGGAGGGUCUAUCAAAAGAAGAAGCAGGCCCUGUCUCCGACAUCUCUAAAGUGCAGUCUUUAGCAGAGCUCAGAGGAAACGUCUCUGCUAUCCACGCUUCUGCCCUCUUCCAUCUCUUCAAUGAAGAAGAACAAUCCAAACUCGCCAAAAUCAUUGCAUCCCUGUUGUCAUCUGCUCCAGGUUCCAUGAUCUUCGGGACACAGAGCGGUCGACCCGAGGGACGUAAUUAUCUCAAGACCGCUCGCAAUAACCGCGAUAGAUAUGACAUGUUCUGUCACUCGCCAGAGAGUUGGAAAUCAUUCUGGGAUGGUGGGGUAUUUCCCAAAGGCACUGUGCGUGUUGAUGCAUCAUUGCAUGAAACGGCGGUCAGGCUCUCAGAAUUGAUGAUCUUGACUGACGAAACUAGUACCGAGAAUUACUAUUUCCUCACCUGGUGUAUAACAGUUUUGUAAAUUAGGUCUCUUGAUUUUGUAGGAUACUUUGGUAUGUAUAUAGGUUGCACGAAACUUCAUGAGAAUCUACGACGAAGAAC
Molecule: messenger RNA, 1220 nt
Organism: Guyanagaster necrorhizus
Lineage: Eukaryota; Fungi; Basidiomycota; Agaricomycetes; Agaricales; Physalacriaceae
Exons: 6
Coding region: 259-1140 (293 amino acids)
Source: RefSeq, a predicted model, not a curated record